AUGUCAAGCAAAAUCCAGGAUGUGGGCAUAGGGGAGCUUAACAAGAACCGCCACCCUAAUUUCCUGGUAGUGGAGAAGGAUACUACCAUCAAUGAGAUCGAAGACACUUUCAGGCAGUUUCUAAACAGGGAUGACAUUGGCAUCAUUCUCAUCAACCAGUACAUCGCAGAGAUGGUUCGGCAUGCCCUUGACGCCCACCAGCGCUCCAUCCCAGCCAUCCUGGAGAUCCCAUCCAAGGAGCAUCCCUACGAUGCAGCCAAAGACUCCAUCCUGCGCAGGGCCAAGGGCAUGUUCACGGGCCGAAGACCUGCGCUAGGGCUCCUCAGCCGCCAGCCCCCUCUCACUACCAGGCCUCUGCCAAUCCAGGCUGGUUAG
This is a messenger RNA of Chionomys nivalis (European snow vole), 375 nucleotides long. RefSeq names its product V-type proton ATPase subunit F-like. NCBI's taxonomy places the organism in Eukaryota, Metazoa, Chordata, Mammalia, Rodentia, Cricetidae. Gene Ontology annotation, biological process: proton transmembrane transport. Bases 1 to 375 code for a protein of 124 amino acids. Gene Ontology annotation, molecular function: proton-transporting ATPase activity, rotational mechanism. The record is from RefSeq and is a predicted model, not a curated record. Gene Ontology annotation, cellular component: membrane; proton-transporting V-type ATPase, V1 domain. The transcript is spliced from 3 exons.